AUAUACAUGUAUGCAAUUAGAAACCUGAUCAAAUCAAGAAAUCAAGAACGCGCAGGUGUGCAGGCUCUACGUUCUUCAGGUGUGAGUGUUGGUUCUCAAGCUGCUGCUUUCUUUCAUCGAAAUGGAAAACCUGGAUUCCGCAUGGGAUGAAGAAGAAGAGGGCUGCCUCCCUAUCCCUCCACUUGAUGAUGGGGCUUUCUCUCCUUAUCAUCCCACCACAUUGGCUCUCUGUCAGUUCUUCGAUGAAAUUGAUGAGAAUGGAAAUGUUCGAGACAACUCGGGAACUUCUCGUGGUGGGAGGGAAAAGCAACAAACACAAUGUAGAGGCAAAGAAAUGAAGAGAUUAAUUGAAGUUCUGAAGCCAGAAGAACCCUCAAGCGAGCCUGAGGGACAUUCAAAACCAUGCUCCGACCAGAAGACAAGCCAAGAUUCGACCCCAGCCGAGGUAGAUGAGAAAGGAAGCUUCAAUCAGAAAGCCGGUGAUGAGAAAAACGCUGCGGUGGAAUCCAAAUUUGAAUAUACAAAGAGGAAACUCCAAGAAUCGUAUAAAAAUAUCGAGAACGCAAAGAAGCAGAGAAGGAUUCAGGUGAUCGACUUUCAACCUCAACCAAUGACUAAGCAAAUAGCUUCCCAUAAACUUUGGCAUCCCAGGUCCAAGAAGUGUAAUUCUCGUCUUCCCACAUCCAAGAAAUAUAAUUCACAUCUUGUGAUCGACCAACAUUAGCAAAAACCAGAUGGUUUGUUAUUUGUUUUUAAAAAAAUUAUUUCUAUUUCCUGUAUUGUAUGCAAUGCUUUAGUUGUACAAGGCGAUUAUGUCUAUUUCCUGUAAUCUAGAAACUCAUUAUACUACUAUUUGUCAAUAUAAAUACAAAUUGAAUUUCCAUA
Molecule: messenger RNA, 885 nt
Organism: Vitis riparia (riverbank grape)
Lineage: Eukaryota; Viridiplantae; Streptophyta; Magnoliopsida; Vitales; Vitaceae
Product: probable mediator of RNA polymerase II transcription subunit 26b
Exons: 4
Coding region: 122-724 (200 amino acids)
Source: RefSeq, a predicted model, not a curated record